GUAAAUCAGGUCAGGAGAGGAGGUGGUUUGAGGAUGAGCCAAAGCUUAAGAAGAAAAUAAGCACAAAAGCUAAAACUGUGGUUGAAUUGGAGAACUUGAAGGAAGAUUACCAGGAGAAACUUGCCAUUUUAAAACAAAAGAGAAAGAAAGGUGUGUUAGAUUAUAUAGAAGAAAGGCAAGAAAAGAAGCUACAGAAGAAAAUUACUGUUAUUGAAAGAAGAAAAGAGAAAAUGGCCAAGAAGAAAAAAUCAUUCCGCACUGACCUCGGCCAACUAGAAGAGAUGAAGAAGAAGGCCAAAGAAGAACGCAAAGCUGAACUGAAAGCAAGAAAAGCUUACUACAAUAUCCAUGGGAAGCUUGUCUACAGUAAAUUUGACUUCUCGGAGCAUACCCCCAUACUGCAGGGUGUGGAGACAAAGUUAAGGCCAGAAGAUCUGAAAGUGAUGCUUGCCAAGACUUUGAAGGAGAAGGAAAAGAGGAAAGAUUUGGAGCAGAAAGGUGCUGGUGACGUGGCAGCAAAAAGAAUGGAGGAAGCAGCUUGGAGUUCGGCAAUGCAGAAAGCUGAAGGGAAAAAGGUUCGAGAUGAUGUAGAUUUACUAAGGAAAUCAAUCAAGCUAAAAGAAAAGCGAAAGAAGACGAGUUCAAAGAAGUGGGAACAUCGCAAGGAGAUGGUACAGAAGAGACAAGAGGAGAAACAAGCAAGAAGAAAGAGAAAUAUAAAAGCUCAGAAGGAGAGAAGACUGACUAAGAAGAUGGAAAAAAUGAAAUCUAAAGGUCACAUAGUACCAGGCUUUUAAUAGAGAGAGAUGGGAAAAAAAAAAAAAUAAGGGAAUGUGGCUAAGUUUAUUUGCCUUGCAUGUUUCGUUCACCUUCACCAAGAUUGGUGUAUGUAUAUGGAGUGAGGGAGAGAGAGAGAGUGACUGAGAGUGAGUGAAGUUUGUGAAUGAAACAUUUUGCAGGACUUCUUUCAUGGCUUGUGACUUCAUAAGUUCCCCAUACAAUUUUCUUUUUAUUUCAAAAGGACAUAUGCCUACUUAUAUAAACUAAUCAUCUGGAUUUUUUUGUUUUACAUAAAUGUUCUUAACCAUUUUUUGUUAUAUGAAGUUGCUUUUAUUUUAGAAUAAAAGAUUGGUAUGUUUCUACAGGUGAUUUUGGAUUGUGGUUAAAUAUGCAAAAGACGUUUCGUAUUCCCUAGACCUUUCCUGACGAUAAUGCAGAUAAUGUUGAUAUUACUUAUUGAAUUACAUGUAUUUAGAAAUAAGUAAAAGGUUGUUUCUAUGUUAUUGUUAUUAAUUUUAGUUAUAUUAUUAUUAUUAUUAUUAUUAUUAUUAUUAUUAUUAUUAUUAUUAUUAUUAUUAUUAUUAUUAUUAUUUUAUUACUACUACUAUUAAUUUGAAUUUUUUUUUUUCUUCUGAAAUAUACACAAGCUUAAGUUGGGCUACAUACAUAAUCAGUAGUGUCAAGAAUGUUGGAUGAAAGAAUACAAUAUUUAGUGUGGUGGAACAUUGCACCAUUAUACAUUACAACUUUUUGGUUGCCAACAAGAGUGCAAUGAUCUUGGUGAAUGUAGUGGCAUAACUGCUGGGUAUAUAUAUAUAUAUACACACUA
This is a messenger RNA of Penaeus monodon (black tiger shrimp), 1609 nucleotides long. Its product is annotated as surfeit locus protein 6 homolog. Gene Ontology annotation, biological process: ribosomal small subunit biogenesis; ribosomal large subunit biogenesis. The record is from RefSeq and is a predicted model, not a curated record. Lineage: Eukaryota; Metazoa; Arthropoda; Malacostraca; Decapoda; Penaeidae. Gene Ontology annotation, cellular component: nucleolus. Gene Ontology annotation, molecular function: DNA binding; RNA binding.